AUGAGCAAAACACCCCGGUCUGCUAAGCUCAGACUGUACUACGAACUCGCUCGUUCCCUUUCGCUGCUCAUCGAUGACGUCUAUCUGGUCCGUCCCCAUCGCAUUAUGGGAGUCUGCACAAGUGGAGUUGCAUGGGAGCUACUCGGCUGCGCGUGUCUUGGAGUUGGCGAAAUACGAAAGCUCGACUUCUUGGGUUCACGUGCUGCUGGUGCUGCUGGGGACUCCUCUACCCUGUUUGGCCGUGACGGUGCUGAUCGACCUGCUGCCUAUGGAAGAGGUGUGGGCGCCAACAAACUGUUUUUCGUUCGCCAGUACUACAACUUUCUAGUGAUGACGUUCUUUGCCAUCCACCAGUUUCGCAUCGGCGUUCGUGCUCUUCCCUUCCCUAUUACAAGGACAAUUGGCAAUUCGAUUGUGUUUUCAGCCAUGACGGUGGCUAUUACUAUCCCCACUGUGGCUUUUGCUUACGUCGACGGCUAUGGCGUUUGA
Messenger RNA from Phytophthora sojae, 489 nucleotides. RefSeq lists its product as hypothetical. The transcript has 2 exons. The record is from RefSeq and is a predicted model, not a curated record. Bases 1 to 489 code for a protein of 162 amino acids. Lineage: Eukaryota; Oomycota; Peronosporomycetes; Peronosporales; Peronosporaceae.